Paramuricea clavata is the source of this 485-nucleotide messenger RNA. The record is from the annotation of a GenBank genome assembly. NCBI's taxonomy places the organism in Eukaryota, Metazoa, Cnidaria, Anthozoa, Malacalcyonacea, Plexauridae.
AUGAAUAGAGACAAUGGUGCUGUAGUUCCGCCCAACCUCUCAAGUGACGUCUACACUAACUACACCGCUGAUAACAUCGACAUCAACGAUUCAACUCUGGAUGGUAAGAAUACAUUCCAUGCAACUCAAGUCCUGCACCAGAUGCACAACUAUCGCAAUUAAAGCCAUCGUCAAAUGUUACUUUGAAAAUUCCAGAAGCCAUGGAAAAACUUAUACCAGCAAAUAACAAUGAGGGUAAAACAUGCCCAGUAUUUGCCAAGUGUGUCAAGAUCGAGUGGUACACAGUUGAGAAGGACGAGUCUGACAUUGCGCAGCAAGCACGUGCCAUCGAUAUGUCUUACCUUGUGAUGCCACAAAACAAGGAAACAUGUCCUAGCUGGUCGGCUUUUAAUCAGUCGUUAAGUAAACGGAGUGCAGAAAACGCGGCAAUUACUACUGUGGGUUACAUGCCAAUAAUUCAGGCACCGGCACACGAGAUACACUGA